Emiliania huxleyi CCMP1516 is the source of this 1338-nucleotide messenger RNA. RefSeq lists its product as hypothetical. The coding region runs from base 1 to 1338 and encodes 445 amino acids. The record is from RefSeq and is a predicted model, not a curated record. The transcript has a single exon. NCBI's taxonomy places the organism in Eukaryota, Haptophyta, Isochrysidales, Noelaerhabdaceae.
AUGGCGGCAGCGUCCAGCCUGUUUCGCUCCCUGCUCCUCCUCUCACUCUCGCUCUCGGCCGCCGCCGCCGGCAUCGCCGAGGCCAAGGCGCGUGCCAAGAACCAGCUCAAGACCGCGGUGCGCCGGGACGUGCUCGGCGCCCGCGUCGGCUACGAGCGGCUGCGCGGCAACACGAUGGAGCUGACGGGAGUUAUGGCGGGCGGCGCACUCGUCUUUGCGGGCGCGCGCGCUCCGUCGCCCGCGCGCCUCGUCCAGUCCAGCCUCGUCGCGCAGACGGCGACUCGAAGCCUCGGCCUGGGCUGCCACACGGGCGUGGCCGCGGCUGCCCUCGCCGGCGCGGCGAUCGCGCAGGUGCCUGUCGCGGCAGCGCUGGUGCCGUGGGCGGUCAUCGGCUGCGUGGCUGGCCGCGCGAGCCAAGGCAUCGUCAACGCCUCCUCUGCUGCGCCCGGCGUACAGGCGAGCCUGCGCCGCGACCUCCCGCCGCUUGCAGCACUGGCGGGCUGGGCCGUGGCACUGCGGGCGAGUCGGGCGCUCGGCCUAUCGAUAGAGAUCGUGGCGUCGAGCCUGCUCGGCGGCGUCGCCGUCGUCGAGAUCACGCGGCAGCAUCUGCGAGAGGAGUUUGACCAGAUCGCGCUCGCCCUGCGCUCGUCGGCGGUGGCGCUCAAGCCGGCCGUGCGGCUGGUGCUGCGGCUGCGCCGUGCGCUGCUGCCGCUGCCUCGACUCGUCAAGAACGACCUCAACGUCGUCAAGACGGCGGCGCAGUCUGCCGCGACGGCGGUCGAGACCGCGUACGGCGACUGCCCGCCGCCGAGGCGGGCGGCGAUCGUCGUCGCUGCGGUGUCGGCGACGCGCGUGCCGGGCGUACGCGGCGCGGCGAGGAAGGCGGUCGGCGCCGCGGCGUGGGGGCAGGUGUACGGCCGCGCGCAGGCGGCGCUCCCCUCCUUCCUGCGCGAGCAGAAUGUGACGGCGCGCGUGCGCCGCUUCGCCGAGCGCUUCCCGCCCUUGGCUCUCGCGAGGAGGGCGUGGGCGGGCGGCAAGAGCCUGCUGCUGCGCGGCUCGCGCUUCGCGCUGCCCUUCUUUCUGGCGGGCUGGGGCUGCGCGGUGCAGGCGGGCCGAUUGGCGGCGCGCGACACGCCGCGCGUGCUCCUCUACCUGCUGCCGCUCAAGUGGGCCGAGGUGGUGCCGGAGCCGUCGGCGUGGCUCGUCGGGCGGGCGAGGCGCGCGUACCAGCGGCUGCUCGUCGAGCCGGUCAAGGGGCGGGUCGGGCAAGCGGCGAGGGAGGGCGCAGCCCGUGCCGGGUGGAAGCGCGACGGGGCGCGCGACCAGGAGCGUCGCUGA